UGCUUUCUGCGCCAAUGAUUUGAAUUAAUUGGCUCCAAAAAGACCAAACACACGCCAUACCAAAAUACAACCCCACAAUAGCGCUAUGGAUUUUGUGUGACUGAGUGGAAGUUGGUUCCUUCAUAAUUUGUUAUGCAAGAAUGAGUGUUAUUGAACUGACUAUAAUAUAUUCCAUUGCCAUUGGGGUAAAAAAAAAAUAGCAUCCACCAUAUUAAUACAAACCAUUAUCAAUUUCAGUUUCAGAGUCGUUACGGAACACAGCGCACGGUACUCAAACGAAAGAUAUUAAAAUACAGCUUAUUGUGUUUCUUCGGUCAUACGCCAGUGUGAUGGGGGUAGGGCCGCCUACCUCGGAAUUCUGUCAUUCACGUAGAAAUCUGCCUGUAACACACAGUUGAACUUAUUUGGUACGCUUCAACAUGGCAAGGGGAGAUGACUAUGCACUGGACUUCAGUCUGGACCCUGUUUAUGAGUAUCGCAAUCCACAGGGAAUUCGAGGAUUGAGGGCAUUUCGUCCUUCAGCCCAGUCCCGGCCAGUUCACUUCGUUCGAAAACCCCCGCUGUACGCUGCAGCCGCUGCCCCAGCUGCAGCAGCGGGACCGGCCACCCCUCUGGUCUUUGCUGUCUCAGCAGUCGUCAUUCUUGUACUCGGAGCAUUCAUCGGCAUUCCUUUGGCAGUGAUUUUUGGAGUUGUUUUGCCAAAUUCCACUGGAGUGUCUGAGGGAACGACACAGCAACCAGUUAUUCCUCCAGUAGAUCCACCCAUUGUCAACCCAGUCACAGUCCCUCCGGCACGGAGAACCCUCCUCUUGAGAUGUCCAGAUGACAUCACGGAGGAGACCCAAACGGGUCAGAACUACGCGAUUGUCGGCUGGGAUCCGCCCAGGGUACUCAGCCGAACAGAAGGUGCAGUGCAGAUGACCUCUUCCAGACAGCCGUUGACACAGUUUAACAUCGGGGUCAGGAGGGUCGAGUAUACCGUGACCGAUGCCGCCAACAAUGCAGGAGCUUGUUCGUUUCAGGUCACAGUCGUCGACAAUGAGCCGCCUUCCAUUCAGUGCCCACCCAAUAUGACCGUGCCCACCGACCUGCUGUCCAACUCGGCGCGAGUGUUCUGGCCGGCGCCAACCAUCACCGAAAACUCUGGUAUUGUGAGCAUACGGCAGGUUACCGAUGAGCCGGGGGACCAGUUCCACGUCGGCCUGCACGUGGUCACCAUUGUCAUCCACGAUGGAGCUAACAACGAGAAUAGGUGUUCCUUCAACAUCAUAGUGCAAGAUCGUGAAGACCCACGCCUGACCUGUCCUGAUACCAUCGUAGCGUAUACCAACCAGCCUGCGACUGGUACAGCCCCUGCUAGCUGGCCGGACCCCGUCGUGCGAGACAACAGCUUGAGUGUACUGACGGCGACGUGUGCACCGGCCAGCGGGUCGGCGUUCCAAUUUGGAACGACACAAGUAAUCUGCAACACCAUGGACGCUGCUGGAAAUGACGAUAGUUGCAUGUUUGACGUCAUGGUGCGAUUCAAUGAUACUGAACCGCCAAUGUUCAUGAACUGCCUGUCUGACAUUGUUGUAAAUGCUACUGAGGACUCUGACAGUGCAUUUGUGACCUGGGUCGCACCCACUGCUAAUGACAACUCGCUAGAAGCUCCUACGAUUACUGUGAACACGGGGCCCAAUCGUCAAUACAGCAUCGGCACCUAUCAGGUGAUUUACACAGCUUUAGAUUCUCAGGGGAAUGUCGGCGAGUGCAGAUUCACUGUACGGGUACAAGACGUCCAAGAUCCUGUCAUAAUGUGCCCGGCCAACUUCACUCAGAACACCAGCCCGGGACAGCCUGACGCCAUAGUCGUCCUACCUGCUGCUACAACAAGUGACAACUCUAUGACAUCAUUGAUGGUUACUACCGAUCCAUCUGGGUCUCCUGUCCUUGGUAUCGGUGACCAUACAGUCACAUAUACAGUCACUGAUGACAGUGGGAAUUCUGCAUCUUGUGAUAUCACGGUCACGAUCGAAGAUAUGGAACCACCCACCUUCACACCGCUCUCUGACAUUGUCGUAUCACCUGACGAAGGACAGCUGUUCGCCAAUGUCACCUUGCCGUUGGUGUCAAAUCGGGCAGACAACUCUGGGGGACCGGUCACAGUCACUGUAUCACCGUCCAAUAGCGACAUGUUACCGAUAGGAAUGCAUGACUUCAUGUACACUGUUAUGGACAUCUACGGGAACAGCGUAACGUUCACGAUUACCGUCACUGUUCGAGAUAUGGAGCCUCCAAGCUUUAUGCCUCCGUCUGAUUUUACGGUACCAACUGACGAUGGACAAUCAUCUGCCAUUGUCAGCCUUCCGUUGCCAACCGAUGUGACAGACAAUUCAGGGGAACUUGUUACCAUCAUGACCUCACCAGCCAACAACAGCAUGCUGAGCAUAGGACCAAAUGUCGUUAUGUACACUCUAACGGACAUCUACAGCAACACCGUGACGUUUACCAUCACUAUCACAGUUGAAGAUUUGGAGGAUCCUGUCAUAAUGUGCCCGGGCAACUUCACUCAGAAUACCGACUCCACACAGCCUGACGCCACGGUCACUCUACCUGCUGCUACAACAAGCGACAACUCUAUGACAUCAUUGACGGUUACUACCGAUCCAUCUGGGUCUCCUGUCCUUGGUAUUGGUGACCAUACAGUCACAUAUACAGUCACUGAUGCCAGCGGGAAUCCUGCAUCCUGCAAUAUCACGGUCACGAUCGUAGAUAACGAGCCUCCUAGCUUCACGCCUCCGUCUGAUUUCACGGUUUCAACUGACGAUGGACAAUCAUCUGCCAUUGUCAGCCUUCCGUUGCCAAUCGCUGUGACAGACAAUUCAGGGGAACUUGUUACCAUCAUGACCUCACCAGCCAACAACAGCGUGCUGAGCAUAGGACCAAAUGUUAUUAUGUACACUCUAACGGACAUCAACGGUAACACUAUGACGUUUAGUAUUACUGUCACAGUUGAAGAUAACCAACCACCCAACCUGGUGUGCCCAGCUAACAUCACCAGGCCAACAGAUGAGGGCAUGGCAUUUGCCAAUGUGACCUAUGACCCGCUGGUUCUGACCGAUAACGAUGGCAACACGCCCGCCCUGACCACAGACUACCAGGGGGGAGAUAUCUAUGACAUUGGAGAGACCAUCAUCACGUUGACUGCACGAGAUAAUGGUGGCAAUGAGAUUAGUUGUACAUUCUCCAUCACUGUCAUAGAUUCGGAGGAUCCAGUGAUCAUUUGUCCGGCCAACAUCACUCAGAAUACUGACUCCGGACAGCCUGACGCCACAGUCAUCCUACCUGCUGCAACAACAAGCGACAACUCUAUGACAUCAUUGACAGUUACUACCGAUCCAUCUGGGUCUCCUGUCCUUGGUAUCGGUGACCAUACAGUCACAUAUACAGUCACUGAUGACAGUGGGAAUUCUGCAUCCUGCAAUAUCACGGUCAUGAUCAUAGAUGUGGAGCCCCCAACGUUCACGCCCCCAUCCAAUUUUACAGUAUCAACAGGACUCUCUAAUUCCCUGGUCUUUUUCCCACUGCCGACGGACCUGUCAGACAACGGGGGAGGCGAGAUUACCGUCACAACCUCCCCAGUUAAUGGCACGGUGCUGCCCAUCGGGAUCCACGUGAUAACCUACACGAUUGUCGAUGUCUUUGGGGUGAUUGUGCAGUUCACUAUACAGGUCACGAUCGUGGAUAACCAACCACCCAACCUGGUGUGCCCAGCUAACAUCACCAGGCCAACAGAUGAGGGCAUGGCAUUUGCCAAUGUGACCUAUGACCCGCUGGUUCUGACCGAUAACGACGGCAACACGCCCGCCCUGACCACAGACUACCAGGGGGGAGAUAUCUAUGACAUUGGAGAGACCAUCGUCACGUUGACUGCACGAGAUAAUGGUGGCAAUGAGAUUAGUUGUACAUUCUCCAUCACUGUCAUAGAUUCGGAGGAUCCAGUGAUCAUUUGUCCAGCCAACAUCACUCAGAAUACUGACUCCGGACAGCCUGACGCCACAGUCAUCCUACCUGCUGCAACAACAAGCGACAACUCUAUGACAUCAUUGACAGUUACUACCGAUCCAUCUGGGUCUCCUGUCCUUGGUAUCGGUGACCAUACAGUCACAUAUACAGUCACUGAUGACAGCGGGAAUCCUGCAUCCUGCAAUAUCACGGUCAUGAUCAUAGAUGUGGAGCCUCCAAGCUUUACACCUCCGUCUGAUUUUAUGGUACCAACUGACCAUGGACAAUCAUCUGCCAUUGUCAGCCUUCCGUUGCCAACCGAUGUGACAGACAAUUCAGGGGAACUUGUUACCAUCAUGACGUCACCAGCCAACAACAGCGUGCUGAGCAUAGGACCACAUGUUAUUAUGUACACAGUAACGGACUUCUACGGUAACACUGUGACGUUUGAUAUCACCGUUACAGUUGAAGAUAACCAACCACCCAACCUGGUGUGCCCAGCUAACAUCACCAGGCCAACAGAUGAUGGCGUGGCAUUUGCCAACGUGACCUAUGACCCGCUGGUUCUGACUGAUAACGACGGCAACACGCCCGCCCUGACCACAGACUACCAGGGGGGAGAUAUCUAUAACAUUGGAGAGACCAUCGUCAUGUUGACUGCACGAGAUAAUGCUGGCAAUGACAUUUGUUGUACAUUCUCCAUCACUGUCAUAGACACUGAACCUCCAACUCUGCAGUGUCCGUCCGAGGUCAUAGUGUACUCUGACGAGCUCAGAAUCCCUGCAGCCGCCCCAGGUUCCUACUUGUUUGCAGAUUUUGCCUCCUGGACCGUCAACAUAACCGACAACUCGGGACAGCCGCUGACCAGAAGCGAAUCCAGCCACGAGUCUGGGAGUUACUUCACUGCUUCCUCAACGACCGUCACGCACACGGCCACGGAUGCCUACAAUAAUACCAAUCGGUGCUCCUUUGAUGUCCGGAUCAUUGGCUUUGUGGAUACCACUUGCAGCAUGUCUGGAAGUGAUCUGGACCUAUCAGUAUUGGCCGGCACAGGAGUCAGAUACCAUUUGCUGUCGCCGAACUUUGACGUUGGCGACCCGUACCCAAGCAACAUUGAGUGCCUGUGGCGUGUUUCAGCACCCAGUGGCAGCUACAUACGUGUCGACUUUGGCGCGUUUGAAACAGAGUUUGGCAAAGACAUUUUGACUAUUGGGAGUGGCCUGGAUGAAACACAGAUGAACACCAGUCUGGCGGCAUACGGAGGCAAGCUGGCAGAGCUGGUGACCGACAACACGCGACACACCAAGGCAAGAGUCUACGGAGAUACCAUCUGGCUGCACUUUGUGUCGGACGCAACCUUUGCUCAAUUACUCGCUGGCUUCUGGCUUCGGUUCGACUACAUAACUGAUCCACGCACUAUGUACCCAAGUUCUUAUUCAUUCUGUGCUGAGUUUGGUGGUUUUCCCUGCCUUGAUGGGUCGUGCAUAGACAACUCCAAGCGAUGUGAUGGUAACACCAAUGAUUGCGCCAGCAACGAAGACGAAACAGACUGUCCCGAUGAUAGUGUUGUGACACUGCCAACCCAAUCUGCGAACUUUCCUUCAAAGGAUGGUGUGUAUCACACAGACAUUGUGUCUGAUAACUACCCUGGCGAAUACCGUCCAAGUAACGCACGUUGGGACAUCGAUACCAGCUUCGUCCAAUCUCUCCGCAUUGUCGUGAUGGAUCUUCAAAUUGCCGCUGGUGACUCGUUGUACGUCGUAGAUGGAGACACAGGCACCCGUGUGACGGACAACAUUGUCUCGCCGGUCAGCAUACAUCUCACUAACAACACAGAUGUUGCUGUAGUCUUUGAAAGUAAUGGCGGUACUGGGCGUGGCUUCUGGAUUAGGGUGUGGCGAUACAUCUCAAUAACGACUGAGUUUGUUGAUUUUCCUGCGUACUGUGAAGUCGCUUUGCAUAGCUUGAACUGUGGCAAGGGCUCCUGCAUCUCUGACACAGAAAGAUGUGAUCGUGAUGUCGAUUGCGGUACAUUCGGGAACGACCAAGAAAACUGCAUGGCAGACUCAUAUGAUUGCGGCAACACCGCUAUCAGUCUUGGCAAUGAGGGCAGUAUGUACCACCUGACCUCCGUCAACUACCCAAACGACUUCAUCUACGACAUCAGCUGCCAGUACGUGGUGACCACAUCGGCCGCGACCAUUCUGGUCAGCUUCCGCGACGUGGAGAUCCCCGCCACUACCCCGGAAGACUACCUGCGUAUUGGCAACGGCGCCACUGUCAGCGACGAGACCGAGAUCAUACGCGUGGGUGGAGUUUUCCUGCCUGAGGACGUGGUUUCGACGGGGAAUCAUAUAUGGAUUGAGUUCAUCAGCGAUGGUAGAGUCAACAGCCGGGGGUUCUGGAUUGUGCUUGUGGCCCAAGAUUCGGAGGAUCUAAAUGGAAUAGUGAUCAUUUGUCCGGCCAACAUCACUCAGGAUACUGACUCCGGACAGCCUGACACCACAGUCGUCCUACCUGCUGCAACAACAAGCGGCAACAUGACAUCAUUGACAGUUACUACCGAUCCAUCUGGGUCUCCUGUCCUUGGUAUUGGUGACCAUACAGUCACAUAUACAGUCACUGAUGAUAGUGGGAAUUCUGCAUCCUGCAGUAUCACGGUCAUGAUCGUAGAUGUGGAGCCUCCAAGCUUUACACCUCCGUCUGAUUUUAUGGUACCAACUGACCAUGGACAAUCAUCUGCCAUUGUCAGCCUUCCGUUGCCAACCGAUGUGACAGACAAUUCAGGGGAACUUGUUACCAUCAUGACCUCACCAGCCAACAACAGCAUGCUGAGCAUAGGACCCUAUGUUAUUAUGUACACAGUAACGGACUUCUACGGUAACACUGUGACGUUUGAUAUCACCGUUACAGUUGAAGAUAACCAACCUCCCAACCUGAUGUGCCCAGCUAACAUCACCAGACCCGCAGAUGAGGGCGUGGCAUUUGCCAACGUGACCUAUGACCCGCUGGUUCUGACCGAUAACGACGGCAACACGCCCGCCCUGACCACAGACUACCAGGGGGGAGAUAUCUAUGACAUUGGAGAGACCAUCGUCAUGUUGACUGCACGAGAUAAUGCUGGCAAUGACAUUAGUUGUACAUUCUCCAUCACUGUCAUAGAUUCGGAGGAUCCAGUGAUCAUUUGUCCGGCCAACAUCACUCAGAAUGCUGACUCCGGACAGCCUGACACCACAGUCGUCCUACCUGCUGCAACAACAAGCGACAACUCUAUGACAUCAUUGAUGGUUACUACCGAUCCAUCUGGGUCUCCUGUCCUUGGUAUCGGUGACCAUACAGUCACAUAUACAGUCACUGAUGACAGCGGGAAUUCUGCAUCUUGUGAUAUCACGGUCACGAUCGUAGAUGUGGAGCCUCCAAGCUUUACGCCUCCGUCUGAUUUUAUGGUACCAACUGACCAUGGACAAUCAUCUGCCAUUGUCAGCCUUCCGUUGCCAACCGAUGUGACAGACAAUUCAGGGGAACUUGUUACCAUCAUGACGUCACCAGCCAACAACAGCGUGCUGAGCAUAGGACCACAUGUUAUUAUGUACACAGUAACGGACUUCUACGGUAACACUGUGACGUUUGAUAUCACCGUUACAGUUGAAGAUAACCAACCUCCCAACCUGACUUGCCCAGCUAACAUCACCAGACCCGCAGAUGAGGGCGUGGCAUUUGCCAACGUGACCUAUGACCCGCUGGUUCUGACCGAUAACGACGGCAACACGCCCGCCCUGACCACAGACUACCAGGGGGGAGAUAUCUACAACAUGGGAGAGACCAUCGUCACGCUGACUGCACAAGAUAAUGCUGGCAAUGAGAUUAGUUGCACAUUCUCCAUCACUGUCAUAGACACUGAACCUCCAACUCUGCAGUGUCCGUCCGAGGUCAUAGUGUACUCUGACGAGCUCAGAAUCCCUGCAGCCGUCCCAGGUUCCUACUUGUUUGCAGAUUUUGCCUCCUGGACCGUCAACAUAACCGACAACUCGGGACAGCCGCUGACCAGAAGCGAAUCCAGCCACGAGUCUGGGAGUUACUUCACUGCUUCCUCAACGACCGUCACGCACACGGCCACGGAUGCCUACAAUAAUACCAAUCGGUGCUCCUUUGAUGUCCGGAUCAUUGGCUUUGUGGAUACCACUUGCAGCAUGUCUGGAAGUGAUCUGGACCUAUCAGUAUUGGCCGGCACAGGAGUCAGAUACCAUUUGCUGUCGCCGAACUUUGACGUUGGCAACCCGUACCCAAGCAGCACGGAGUGCCUGUGGCGUGUUUCGGCACCCAGUGGCAGCUACAUACGUGUCGACUUUGGCGCGUUUGAAACAGAGUUUGGCAAAGACGUCCUGACUAUUGGGAGUGGCCCGGAUGAAACGCAGAUGAACACCAGUCUGGCGGCAUACGGAGGCAAGCUGGCAGAGCUGGUGACCAACAACACGCGACACACCAAGGCAAGAGUCUACGGAGAUACCAUCUGGCUGCACUUUGUGUCGGACUCGACCUUUGCUCAAUUACUCGCUGGCUUCUGGCUUCGGUUCGACUACAUAACUGAUCCACGCACCAUGUACCCAAGUUCUUAUUCAUUCUGUGCUGAGUUUGGUGGUUUUCCCUGCCUUGAUGGGUCGUGCAUAGACAACUCCAAGCGAUGUGAUGGCACCAACAAUGAUUGCGCCAGCAACGAAGACGAAACAGACUGUCCCGAUGAUAGUGUUGGGACACUGCCAACCCAAUCUGCAAACUUUCCUUCAAAGGAUGGUGUGUAUCACACAGACAUUGUGUCUGAUAACUACCCUGGCGAAUACCGUCCAAGUAACGCACGUUGGGACAUCGAUACCAACUUCGUCCAAUCUCUCCGCAUUGUCGUGAUGGAUCUUCAAAUUGCCGCUGGUGACUCGUUGUACGUCGUAGAUGGAGACACAGGCACCCGUGUGACGGACAACAUUGUCUCGCCGGUCAGCAUACAUCUCACUAACAACACAGAUGUUGCUGUAGUCUUUGAAAGUAAUGGCGGUACUGGGCGUGGCUUCUGGAUAAGGGUGUGGCGAUACAUCUCAAUAACGACUGAGUUUGUUGAUUUUCCUGCAUACUGUGAAGUGGCUUUACACAGCUUGAACUGUGGCGAGGGCACCUGCAUCUCUGACACUGAAAGAUGUGAUGGUGAUGUCGAUUGCGAUACAUUCGGGAACGACCAAGAAAACUGCGAGGCAGCCUCAUAUGAUUGCGGCAACACCGCUAUCAGUCUUGGCAAUGAGGGCAGUAUGUACCACCUGACCUCUGUCAACUACCCAGACGACUUCAUCUACGGCAUCAGCUGCCAGUACGUGGUGACCACAUCGGCCGCAACCAUUCUGGUCAGCUUCCGCGACGUGGAGAUCCCCGCCACUACCGCGGAGGACUACCUGCGUAUUGGCAACGGCGCCACCGUCAGCGACGAGACCGAGAUCAUACGCGUGGGUGGAGUUUUCCUGCCCGAGGACGUGGUUUCGACGGGGAAUCAGAUAUGGAUUGAGUUCAUCAGCGAUCGUAGCGUCAACAGCCGGGGGUUCUGGAUUGUGCUUGUGGCCCAAGGUUAAUGGUUAUUAAUGAUGUUGCCAGAUAUUCUGUUAGGGAAAUGGAAGCAUUACACCCAUGUCAGACUGGUGUUUCUCUGAGAAGCACUGAACUGAAUAUUAGUUAGAGCAACUUGGGUCGACCCAAAGAUAUUGGUUUCAGACAGGCAAACUUUACGUAAUAAUUUUCCAUUAAGUGGGCUCUGGAGUCAAUCUUUUGUCAAAAUUGCUCCCGACUGUUUCAAAUUAGAACCUUUUCAUGUCUUUAAUUUAAAUCUUGGGAAUAAUUUUUGGUUCGUUUGAGAAUCUCACAAACGCACAAAAGGAUUUGUGACACGAUGCAACCGUAAUCUCACAUCAUUUGCAAGAAUAAAAGUUUACACAAUCUUUACAAUCACAUCUAGCUAAUAAAUAUUUGAUCGUGAUUUCCAGCGAAUGUGCGUGUCUGAAGAAGAUUCAUGAACCAGGAUUAGUGAAAGAUGUACAAUACGGAUAAUUCUUUAGAAACAAAACAUUUUUUUUCUACUGUAAAUUUUCUUUAUUUAAAAAUGUCGUAAAAUAAAUCUCAAAGAAGAACGACUGGGUUCACCAGAUGUCGGUGAAAUCUUGCACCAGUUUUUUUAAUCAAGAUAAUGUACCCAUCGCUAAAGGAAGAAAAUGGCCCAAUCGCUAGAAAGAGAGAUGGGCACUCCGUUCUUGUGAACACAGGUUCGUCCCCUUUACCUUUUAAGAUAAUUGUUCAUGAUGUAAUGUAGUUAUUUAGUUUACCAUCAGUCACAUACUUACAGAAAUGUACAAGGUUUAUGGUUUUAUAUAGUACAGUGUAAACAAUUGUAUAUAAUUAAUUUUUGUCAAUUUGGUAAAACUUACCAUUUCUAUGGCCACCAGAAUAAAGUCUUUUUUUGUCCUGGUGCAAUGGGUUUUAUUCCUAAAUUGGUAUGUUUAAAACAACCAGGUGUGGAAAUAUUGCCGUUUUGUGAAUUGAAUAAGAGAAAAGUGCACACCUACAUCUUAUUAAACUGGGAAACUAACAGGAGAACAGGAAUUUUUUGACAAAGAUUUGUUAAUUGAUUACUUCCUAUCCACAUAAAAUGGUACAGAACCAAGCAAAAUACCAAUUUAUUUUAAGUUAAUUUUAAUAUUACCAUAUCAUAUUUGAUAUUUAAACUUAUAUCUGAAUUUGAUUUAGCUAUCAUUGGAGUAUAUUAUAACACUUUACUGAAAUUAAAAUAUACAUAUUUAUCCAUAGUUAUCGUUUACUUUAUUGGUGUACAUGUUUUGUGGGUAGUUGUACCUUAUUGGAGCAAGUGAGGAUGUAAUUUUCCAUAUGGUCUGGAAGUGUGUAAAUAAACUACCAUUAAUAAUUAAAUAUUUUUGUGUAAUGUACAUUUUGACAUGUUCUGUCAAAACCAAAUGCUUUUGGACAGAGCUUUACAUGGAGAAAUAUAAAGGCCCAAAAAAGUCGGUGUGGGUGUACAUUUUUCAAUUAGGUAUGCAAAUUUUGUGAUCCUAAAUAUGACUUGUUUUUUCCCUGUUCUGUACAAGCUUCAGAUUGUAAUUUUGACUCAACGGUGAUACUCUUUUUAAGAUUUGUAAAGGUGUAUUAGCUUUUGAUUAGAAAGUACAUAAUCAAACAGUUUAACACGAAAUUUCUCUGUUUCAACCUUUGCGACAUCAUCAUGAACUUCUCAUGAAAAAAAGUCUGUUUUCAAAAGUAAAACCUUCCAUUGUAAAUGGGAAGACCUACAUAAUGAUAAUUUUAAAAACUUUUUUUGACAAGCAAAAGGACGAUCUUUUUUGACAGAAAUUAUCAUAUUUACUUUAAUGCACAUGUAUUCAAAUUCUUAUAUGCUGUUGUAUAUCUGAUUUUUAUCCGAACAGUUUGUGGAAGAUUCACUAUAGAAUAUUGUAAGCUUAUUAAAGAUCAUUACAGGUUUUGUUUAUUGGGUUUUUACAAUGAAUAUACAAGAAUAUGUACGUUGAUACUUAUAAAAGUAUUGGAAAAUUAUGCAUUAAUUAAAUUAAGGUGAUUAAGUGAUUGGAAUAAAGGGAGCAUGUUGACAUAUUUACACCUUGGACUAUCAGAAUACUGAUGCGCGUUUUGUGUUCUCAAAGUUUUCAUAUUGAUUAUUCUGAUUAGGGUCCAAUGAUAUAUUUUUAAUGAGACAUUAUAGAUGAACAGGGUACAAAUCAUCUACUUUUGGUUGAACAAUAGGACUGCAUGCCUCACAUGGGCAUUUUAUCCUAAGGCUUCUAUUAGGCAAAUUUACACAUUUUUCUUCAAGCCUAAACAAGGUUAGGGGUUUGCAUUGGUUACCUGGCAAAAUAUACGGAUGGACCAUUCCUGAUAUAAAAAAA
Patiria miniata (bat star) is the source of this 11930-nucleotide messenger RNA. RefSeq lists its product as uncharacterized. Lineage: Eukaryota; Metazoa; Echinodermata; Asteroidea; Valvatida; Asterinidae. Gene Ontology annotation, molecular function: protein binding. The transcript is spliced from 44 exons. The record is from RefSeq and is a predicted model, not a curated record. The coding region runs from base 420 to 9596 and encodes 3058 amino acids.